UCAGACAUGGGGUGUUGUGGUGUUGUCAGCAGGGUCUGGACCAUGGGGUGUUGUGGUGUUGUCAGCAGGGUCUGGACCAUGGGGUGUUGUGGUGUUGUCAGCAGGGCCUGGACCAUGGGGUGUUGUGGUGUUGUCAGCAGGGCCUCAGCCAUGGGGUGUUGUGGUGUUGUCAGCAGGGCCUCAGCCAUGUGGUGUUGUGGUGUUGUCAGCAGGGCCUGGACCAUGGGGUGUUGUGGUGUUGUCAGCAGGGUCUGGACCAUGGGGUGUUGUGGUGUUGUCAGCAGGGCCUGGGCCAUGGGGUGUUGUGGUGUUGUCAGCAGGGCCUGGACCAUGGGGUGUUGUGGUGUUGUCAGCAGGGUCUGGACCAUGGGGUGUUGUGGUGUUGUCAGCAGGGCCUGGGCCAUGGGGUGUUGUGGUGUUGUCAGCAGAGCCUGGACCAUGGGGUGUUGUGGUGUUGUCAGCAGGGCGGGGCCUCAGCCAUGGGGUGUUGUGGUGUUGUCAGCAGGGCCUCAGCCAUGGGGUGUUGUGGUGUUGUCAGCAGGGCCUCAGCCAUGGGGUGUUGUGGUGUUGUCAGCAGGGCCUGGACCAUGGGGUGUUGUGGUGUUGUCAGCAGGGCCUGGACCAUGGGGUGUUGUGGUGUUGUCAGCAGGGCCUGGACCAUGGGGUGUUGUGGUGUUGUCAGCAGGGCCUGGGCCAUGGGGUGUUGUGGUGUUGUCAGCAGGGCAGGGCCUCAGCCAUGGGAUGUUGUGGUGUUGUCAGCAGGGCAGGGCCUCAGCCAUGGGGUGUUGUGGUGUUGUCAGCAGGGCCUCAGCCAUGGGAUGUUGUGGUGUUGUCAGCAGGGCAGGGCCUCAGCCAUGGGGUGUUGUGGUGUUGUCAGCAGGGCAGGGCCUCAGCCAUGGGGUGUUGUGGUGUUGUCAGCAGGGCCUCAGCCAUGGGGUGUUGUGGUGUUGUCAGCAGGGCCUGGACCAUGGGGUGUUGUGGUGUUGUCAGCAGGGCCUCAGCCAUGGGGUGUUGUGGUGUUGUCAGCAAGGCAGGGCCUCAGCCAUGGGGUGUUGUGGUGUUGUCAGCAGGGCCUCAGCCAUGGGGUGUUGUGGUGUUGUCAGCAGGGCAGGGCCUCAGACAUGGGGUGUUGUGGUGUUGUCAGCAGGGCAGGGCCUCAGCCAUGGGGUGUUGUGGUGUUGUCAGCAGGGCCUCAGACAUGGGGUGUUGUGGUGUUGUCAGCAGGGCCUCAGACAUGGGGUGUUGUGGUGUUGUCAGCAGGGCCUCAGACAUGGGGUGUUGUGGUGUUGUCAGCAGGGCAGGGCCUCAGACAUGGGGUGUGUCUCUCAGACAUGGGGUGUGUCUCUCUUUUCUUUCUACAUUUCUCACCUCUCACUCUUUCCCUCUCUUUUUCUUACCUUAUCCUUCACCAACCGGUUUGUUGCCUGAGGCUCUGACUCAGCUAAGCAUGAA
Molecule: messenger RNA, 1452 nt
Organism: Oncorhynchus keta (chum salmon)
Lineage: Eukaryota; Metazoa; Chordata; Actinopteri; Salmoniformes; Salmonidae
Exons: 2
Coding region: 480-1436 (318 amino acids)
Source: RefSeq, a predicted model, not a curated record